AUCCCCCGGGAGGUGGGUUGGGAUUUCCUCCCUUUGUUUGCCUCUGCGGGUGGACAGGGCAGCUGUGAUUUCCACUCCCACCGCCUGUGUGCGUACCGGGGGUUGCUGAGCACGGCACAGCUCAUCACAGGCAUCUGGGGACAGUCCCCACCCCCGCCUCCCUUUUCCUCUGCCCUCCUCCUGCCCCAGCGGUGUCCCCCGCCUCCCUGAGCCUCCAUCUUCGACGGAGGGAAGGGAAAAUAGAAAAUCCCGCCCCGUAAGCGGCAGGCAAAGCUUUUCCUUCUCCCUGCCGGAGCAGCCGGAGAAGAGCAGGAUGGCCAAUCCGGAUCCCUAUCUGCGUCAGCCCUGGCUCACAGUGCACGGCAUUCCCAUGGUCAAUGCCUUUGCCCUUAACUGGGAACGGAUUGACAGCUUCCAGAGUCGCCCUGAUGACAUUGUGGUGGUCACCUUCCCCAAGUCUGGCACCACUUGGGUCAGCGAGAUUGUGGACAUGGUCCUGAAAGGCGGUGACCCUGAAAAAUGCAAGCAGGAUGACAUUGUCAACCGGGUGCCUAUGAUGGAGUUUGCUGCCCCUGGGAAGAUGCCAGCAGGCACAGACCAGCUGGAGGUCAUGGCAUCCCCUCGCAUCAUCAAGACCCACAUCCCAGCUGACAUCCUGCCCAAAACCUUCUGGGAAAACCACUGCAAGAUGAUCUAUGUGGGGCGCAAUGCCAAGGAUGUGGCCGUUUCCUACUACCACUUUGACUUGAUGAACAAGUUCCACCCUCACCCUGGGACAUGGGCCCAGUACCUGGAGGAGUUCAUGGCCGGCAGAGUGGCAUAUGGCUCCUGGUACAACCACGUCAAGGGCUAUUGGGAGCGGAGGAAGGAUCACCCCAUUCUCUACCUCUUCUACGAGGACUUAAAGGAGGACCUCCGCCGGGAGAUUGCCAAGGUGGCCCAGUUCCUGGGGCAGGAGCUGUCGGAGACAGCACUGGACACCAUCACCCGACACACUUCCUUUGAGGCCAUGCGGGACAACCCCACCACCAACUACAGCAAGGUGCCCUCCAACCUCAUGGACCACAGCGUGUCCCCCUUCAUGCGCAAAGGCACCACUGGAGACUGGAAGAACCACUUCACCGUGGCCCAGAACGAGCGCUUUGACCAGGACUAUGCACAGAAGAUGUCGGGCACCGACCUGCGCUUCCGCACUCAGAUCUGAGGAGACGCUGCCAGACACCCCCAAAUCUGCCCCAUGCCGGUGGCACUGCUCCCACAGCAGGGGCUGCUUCCCCUCCUCUGGGACUGCUGGAGAGAAAUAAAAUGUGGUCCCUGGCCCCCGCAUGGGGUGUUCACUA
Molecule: messenger RNA, 1340 nt
Organism: Empidonax traillii (willow flycatcher)
Lineage: Eukaryota; Metazoa; Chordata; Aves; Passeriformes; Tyrannidae
Product: sulfotransferase family cytosolic 1B member 1-like
Exons: 8
Coding region: 314-1204 (296 amino acids)
Biological process (GO): sulfation
Cellular component (GO): cytoplasm
Molecular function (GO): sulfotransferase activity
Source: RefSeq, a predicted model, not a curated record